AUGAGUAUGAUAUUUUUGAGAGGUGGAGGUUGCGGAGCCUCCAAAAAAGAUUAGAAAAAACACUAAUAAGAAAUGGAAAGAGGCAAACAGAAAGUUGAUUUGACCCAAAAAGAGAGAAUGGCAAAGCUCAUCCAAUAACAUAGCGAAGUUAUUUUCAAAAACUCACCGAUUGCUAUGAGUGAGAAGUAGAAACUAAUGUCUAGCUUCUAAUUCUUCUUGGAUAACAGGUAAGAAUUGUGGGGAAUCAUAGUGGAUAAAGAGGAAUCAACCCAAAUUAUUGACAUCAUCUUAGCAAAUCUCAAACCCCUAUUGGAGGCCUUAAAAAUCCUCAUUAAAGGGUUUGUAGCCUAUUCUGUCUAUUUAUCACAAAUCAUUCAAUUGCUCUCUUGGAUAGUCUUCUGUUUCUAUACCUAUGCGAACUCGACAAAAGUAAAUAAGGACAGAUUUAUGAAUGUCAAAGAUUAAACUGAAUACUUAGACUUAAUCGCAAAAAUCAAAACAGAAAUAGAUAUAGAAAAAAACAUCGAUAAGUAUCAAAAUAACUUAGAAUACGAGCUCUACAUAAUUGAGUCAAUAUUUACCAUUGUUCCGACAGACAGUGAUGAAGCUCAGGAAAUAGCAGCUUCCUUUCUUAUUGGGGCAGCUACCUCAUUUCUAUCCUUCUCCAUCAAUGAUCAAUUUUUGACUAGUCUAAAGAAAGGCGUUAUCUACAUUUACAAUGAGCAUGACAAAGCCAGCAGGAAGAAAAUACUUAAGGUCAUUUUUGCUUUAUUAUAACUCAAAUAUGAAAUAGUAAACAAGAUUUAGAAAAGCGAGUUAAAAUAAGACUUCGUUCAUUUGGAUCGAUUAAAUACUGUUUACAAGGAAGUAGUCAGCAAAUCUUCGGAUUGGCAAGUGUGGUGCACAUGGACUAGAGUGUUAUCCUAAUUAUUCUAAUAAAAACUGAUUCUCCCUCUUGAAAAAAUCUAGAACCUUAAAAUAUCAGAUUAGCACUAUAUUCAUAAAAAUGAAAAUACAAAAACAUGUUGGUUGAAUAUUGACAGUAGAUUAAUUGAAAGUGAUGCAACUGCAAAAUUAAUCUAUUAGAACAUAGAAGAAUUAUAAGAACUUGGUAGAUUGUAAUAUUCUAUCUUAUAUGGAUAUCAAUAAAUGCCAAGUUUUGAAUUGUUAUACUCCUCCAAACUCACAUAAUCAAUUGAAAAAGAGAAUUUUGAUGCAUUUCAAUUUAAUUUAAGUUCAGUAUCAAUCAUGUUACAUAAUGCUUAGGAAAUCAAAAAGGCUUAAGACUAAUUAUAAUAGCAUAUUGAAUUACUGAGCACUACAAACAAAUCUAAAAUUUAAGAUAUUGAAAACCAGCUUGUUAGAGCAAUUAAUAAUACAAUCUAAUUGUUGGAGUCUAUUUAUUCAUUACAUGAAAUUGAGAACCCAAAAGAUAAUGAGUUAGAAUCCCCGAAGCUAUAAUUAGCAUAAUAAAAUCAAAUGUUUUUCAGUCAAAACUUAUAAAAUCAAUCCAAUAAUUAAUAAAAUAUAAUUAAGGAUGAUAUAUGGUUAGAUGAAAUUGUAAAAUUAAAAAAAAGUUUAGGCAAAAAAUUCAUUACCUUCUUCUUAAAAAGCUUACUACUGAAGAGUAAUAAUAAAUCAAAAGAAAAUGCAUAAUUAGAUAACGAAGCAUAGGAAGAGUAUACAAAAGACUUCAUCUUAAAUAAACCAAAAUAAGAUCAAGAUUAAGUCAUUCAAGAUAUAAAUAAUGAAGAGGAUUUUUAAAAAUAUUAAUUAAAUUUAAUUGAACUUUUUGAUGAAAUUGGAAAGAAAAAAACAGUUAAAAAAAAUCCUAAGACUCCUGACUAUCCUAAGAUUAUUGCUGAUUAUAAGUCGGAUCCAUUUAAAAUAGAAACACUCUAGAUAUUAUAGACUAGACUUAAAUAUAUAAAAAUUAAACCUUCUAAACAUUAAAUGAAUAACGAGGAGGAAUACAAAUUUGGAUUUAAAGAAGGAAUUAAAUUGUUAUAGGAAGCAUCAGCAUUCCUUCGAUGGAAUCACAGAUUGUUAGUUCGAAUGAAGUUCUACAUUUAAGAAUUAAGUUAAAAUUAAUAUAAUGACAAGCAACCAAAUCAAUAAACAAAUCAAAUAAUAGACUCCUUAAAAGAAUUUUCGUAAUAAUUAUCCUAAAUUAAAGCUAUUCAAAAAUGCAUUAAGUUUUUUUAUAGUAAAUAUGAGGGUUGCGUAAAAUACUAACUAAUUGGAAAGGUCUCAUAAAAAAGGAAUGUUAUAUAUUAAGUUUUGAAAAGCAUAACUUUAAAAAAGUUCCAAACUCUCAACAUGGUCUACUAAAUUCACAAAGAAACAAUUAGAAAAAUAAAAGAUGUAGGAGUAAUUUACAUAUGCUAAUCAAUAUUUUAAGAAAUCUAAAAUGAGCAUGAGAAGUUUCUAGAUGAUAUAGUUUAACUCAAAAGGGCUGUUCAAAUGAUUAUCGACAUUUUAAAUGCUGAUGAAAAAAACAACAAAAAAGGCUAGGAUGAAUUCAAUAUUUUUUUAAAUAAUGAUAUUUUCCAUUAACAAAAGAUUGAAUAUCCAUAAAAUCAGGAGACAUGGUUGACCAAUAAGGACAACCUGUUUAAAAUAACUUUGUAUUAUUAAAAUUAUUGCCAAUAUAAUAAAAAUUGGUAGAAAAAGAAUAAAAAUUCCUCUCAAUAAGUUGCUUCUCAGAUUGAUCAUAAAUAAUAAUCAAUAAAAGAAUACAUCGAAAAGAUUGAACUAGCUUAAGGUUAUAAAACAAUUUAAGAGGAGGAUGACACUUUUAAAUAAGAAUUAUAUAAAGAAGUAGACUAGCACCUAAAGACUUUAUUAGAGUUAACCAUUUAAAAUGAAUAGGAUAAACUUAAUACUGAAAAUAGUUCUCCUUUAAAAACUAAAGAAUUCUUUAAUUCAUUAUUUAAUAUCAUAAAGGAUAUUGAACAUUAGGUUUAAAUCUAAUUCGAUAACCUGAAAUUUAUUAAUCAAUAGUAAGGUGUAUUUUAGACUUUGAUAAAUAAUUCAUUGCUCCUCAAAAAAGCGAGUAGUUCUUAUCAGAAUAAAAUAGAACAGAAUGAAAAGAAAAUUCAGGACUUGGUUGGGAAGUAUGAGGAAAAACUACCUGAAUAAGUAUUUGAUCUAACAAAUCUAUAAAAAAUAUUUAAUGAAGCAAAAUUAAGCCUUAGUCCUAAUCUAAAAUCAGAAAUAUUCUUCAUAUUAACCUAAAUAUGGAAAAAGGAGGAUGUAACAUCAGAUCCAAGUUAUUAUGAUUAAUUUAAAGAAGCAGCAAGUGACUUAAUAAAUUAAAAUAAAUGGAGAGUUCGUUAAUCAUGCAUAUUUGAGUUGCUGUAGUUUAAACCUAGUUGUUUGACAUAGGCUACUGUUGAUUUGGCCAGAGGGUUAUUAGUAAAAUGUAGAAUAUAUGAAACUGAUAGAAGAAAUAAACAGUUAUUAGACGAUUAGGACUAAAAUCAAGUAGUGAACAUGAUCUAGUAAUGUUGGGCCUCAUAAGAAGAGGAUGUCUAAAUAAAAAUAAAAUAAAAGUUAGAGGAAUUAAAUGAUAUUGCCUAUAAAAUAACAAUAGAAACCAAAUAAUAUGAGAAAUCUAAAUACAAGAAAAGGUAUGUUGAAUUAGAAACUGAAAUAUAAGGCAUUGUUAAGAAUGCUGAGAGUCUUGGAAAUGCACUAGGAACCAGUUUGCUGUUCUUUUAGGAUAUCAAAAAUGAUUUGGUCAACAUUUAAUCUUAGUUGAAGAACUUGCAAGGCUCGAUUGAUUAAAUUCAUAAAGAUAUUCAAUUGUUGUAGGGUAGAAGUAUAAAGGACUUACUCAUUAUUAGAAUGUAAAGAGUCUUGCAAUAGAGGAUUAUUUUGAAUUCUGAAAAUGUGUAUGUGCCCAUCAAAACAAAAGAGAAGCAAGUAUUAGAGAAUAAUGAGGAUGAAGAAACUCCAUUAUACACUGAUGAUUUGUUUAGCAAUGGAGAGAUAAAUGAAUUUAUUUGGAAGUAAUAGAAAUUGAGUCUAUUGAUUCAUGGAUAAGCUGGAUCAGGGAAGAGCACAGCAGCUCGAAAGAUAGAGGAAUUCUUAUGGUUAUUAUUUAAGAAGAAUAUGAACAUAGCAGAGUCCAUCCCUAUUAUUCCUAUAUUUGUAUCUUUGCCUUAAUUGAAGGAUCCAAUAUCAAUGGCAAUGGAAGAAACCUUAAAAUCAGACAAUUACAGAUUCAACGAGAAAUAGAUCAUUGAAUUUAAAGAAGCUAUUGAAUAGAACUAAUUUAAAUUAGUGAUUAUUAUGGAUAGUUAUGAUGAAAUCAAAUCAGAAUUUACAAAUAGAAAUCUUAUUCUCUCAAAUAAAUUGUAUAAAUGGAGAUGCCAAUCAGAUGAAAUGAGAUUUCCAAAAAUAAUCACAACUUCUAGGUCUGAAAUGUUCACUAAUACUGAUUAUCGAUCCUGGUUUUUACCAGAAUCUGAAAAUCUAUUACUUUAUAAAGAAAUUAGAUUGUUAAAUUUUAAUAGCGAAUAAGUGAACUCGUACAUUGAAUACCACACCAUUUUUUCAGUCAAAAAAAUCAUUAAAGAUUUCUUUUUUAAUAAUAAGGAUAAUGCUGGAUUUUUUGCAUUCGAAGAAUUAUUUAAUGAAAUACUUAAAAUUAUCAAUGACAAGGAAUAAGUAGAUGAAAAAAAAGAUUAAUAAUUCUUAUUAUCUAAAAAUUAGAUUGAAAGAAUCUUAUCUUUGUGUGAGAGUUUCGUAAGUGGAGACAUAGCAAUUGCGAUGAAAUAAUCUCUAGAAGAGGUUUGGUGUAAAGAAUAUUAUAUUAAAAAUAUAAAACAAAUGGACAUAGGCUCCUUAUUGGAAACGCCAUUUAUGAUUGAAAUUGUAGCAUCUGUUUUACCUCAAAUGAUUAAGCAUAGAUAAGAAUUAAAUACUUUGAAAGAAUCUUUUAUGAAAAAGCUUUCCUAAUUGGAUAAAUUUUCUAGCGAGCAGUUGUCAAAAGAAUGGUCUAAGAUCAUAAGUAAUGAAAAGUUUUUGGAAGAAUACCUAUAGAUCUCAAAUGAUAAUGAAAGAGAUCAAAUUAUCUCAUUAUAUUUUGGAAAACCUGAGAAUUCUAAAAUUAUUUAAGAUGCUCUUAAAUUAGAUCCUCUCUGCUCAUAUGAUUUUUAUGAUUAAUUUUUUGCUUAGUAUUUUAAGAGAUAAAUAAAUAAACUAAAAGAAUCUGGGGAAUCCUUAGUUUACAUUUCAAAUUUAUCUGAUCUUUGGGAAUUUACACACAGACUAGCAAAUGAUAUGACAUUAGAGUAACUAAGUUAAGUGCAAUAUAUACCACGCAUAUUUUUAUUCCAAAAAAAUAGAGAUGCUGAUUGGAGAGACAUUUAUUUCAAUGAUGAAUAAGAAUAAGGUUAAAUUAAAAAGCUAUUUAGAAAGAUAAUGCCAAUAAGAUAAAAAUAUGGAAUAUAUUCCUUCAAUCAUAAAUCCUUAUAGGAAUUUUUGGUGGCCAAGUGGUUAAUUCAAUCAUUAGAAUAAUUUAAUUUUAAUUUAUCUGAAGAGUAAAUUGAUGACUAACUUGAUGAUUUAUGUGUUCAUAAUUUAUCCAAAGAUUUCAUGAAUGGGGUUGUGAAGUUUAUGGUUGAUAAAUUAAGUCAAAAUUAUUAUUUGCAAAAGAAAUUAUUUGAAAUUGUCAUUCUAACCAAAAAUAAAUAACCAAAUGAAUAAUAUAAAGAGCAUGACUCAAUUAAGUUAAGUUAAAAUAUCAAACUAAAAAGAGCUUAAACUCAACUCCUAGCCUAGGUAAAGGUUUCUCAAGCCUAAUACUCAGAUAAAGAAAAAAUUCAAAGGGUCAUCCAAGCAAGCUCAAAUAGUUUAUAUCUUCUUCAUUUAUUGAAGUAUCCAUUUACUGAAGAUCUGAGUUCAAUUAAAAUUAAUGAAACUGAAUUGCUCAACAGUAACUUCUUUGGUGCAAAUUUAACUUCAUCAGAAUUUAGUAAAGUAAAUAUUUCACAGAGCAAUUUCAAUUUUGCAAAGCUUGAUUCUGUUAUAUGGCAAGACAUCUUAAUCGAUGAACUACCUAGCAUAGAAACUGGUGAUGUAAUCUAACCUAAAGAUUUUUAUUUUAUUUAUCUAUAAACAGAAUAACUAUUGUUUCUGAAAAAUUUAGUUACAAAGAAGCCAACUGCAACAAAUUCAAAUACAAGUAAUGAGAUUACAAUAAAAUGGUUUAAUUAUAAAAACUAGAAAGAGAGUACGGAUGAAGUCAAAAACAAAUCUGAAUAUAAUCCGAAUCUAAAAUCUAUUUUGGUCUCUCAUAAUUAAUUAAAUAUAGCAUUGUUUUAUAAUGAUUCCUUUGCUUUGAUUUCAAAAAUUCACUCUAAAAUUAAGUAUCCUGAUGGAUUCACUUUUGAUAUAGCAUAUUUUACAUUUAAAGAUGAACUGAUUAUAGGAUCAAAAAAGGAAAUAAUAAAAUUAAAAACUGAUGUUAAAGAUUAGGAAAUUGUGAUAAAUGAUAGUAAUAAAAUAAAAUUGGAUAAAAUAUAAUUGGAUAAAAUAUAAUUUAAUAAAAUGAUAUCAAUUGCAAGCUAUGAGAAUUAUAUUAUAUUUAUAGGAGAUAAUAAUUAAGUACACUUCAUUAAAGAGAAGGAAAAUCAAUAUUUAUUCUUUACACUCUUGAUAUAAUGCUCGCAUCCUGAAUGUAGAAAUAAGUCAUUUGAUAAAAAUAUGAAUGAAGAGGAGAGUCCUUAAAAAUGUUAAUAUUUGUCAAGAUUUACUAGUAUUGAAGUUAGUGAAAAUUAGAAUUUGUUAUUAUUAGGAUAUAAAGAUAAACCUGGCCACUCAAAUUGCGGAAUUUUAGUUAUUGAAAAAUAAAAUUUAGUAGAGCAACUUUAGAUUGAGAAAGUUAGUGAUAAUUAAGAACCUAAAAAUUAAAAAUUAUAUAUUUUUAGUUCUAAAUUUAUACAAUUAGAUUUGAAAAAGGAAGAAAAUUUAAAAUUAUAUUUCAUUGAUGAUGUUAAAUAUAUCUUAUCAUUUUCUAAUAGUUCUAAGAUUACCUUCAUGAGAUUAUGGAAUUAUAAGGAGAAAAAGAUACUAUCUUGUACUUUAUUGGACGGUCACAUCUAAGGUAUGACCAAAAUAUCAAACUUAUUAAUUGCUACAAUAAAUAAAAUUGGAAAAAUCUAGAUAUGGGACCUCUAAGCAUUGCUCUAAUAAUAAAACACAAAUCCAAAAUCUACUAUUACAUAUUGCAUUUUUUCAUUUAAUAACAAUAUUAUUUCUGGAAACGAUGAUGGAAUUAUAUAAAUUUGGGAUCCAAAAAGAGGAACCAAAAUAGGAAAAGACUUAUAAAAUCAUAAAGCAUCAGUAACAUCCCUAGUGACAUAUUUUAAGGAUAAAGAAAUUUUGAUAUCUGGAGAUGAUAAAGGAAAUAUCAGUUUUUGGAACCUUUUCAACUAUCAAUUCAUAAAAUCUAUUUCUAUAAUUAAUCCUAUUAAGUCAUUGAAUAUGAUUGAAGUAAGUUAAGGCCAUUUUUAAUUAAUCACUCAUAGUAAAUACUAUCAUUAUAUACAAUUAUGGGCUGAAGAAUAUGAAUCUUAUUAAUUAUUUUGUUAACAGGAAAAUAAUAUAAGAAUAGAUUAAACGAAUUUAACAUUCAUAAUUCAAUUUUUACAAAACAAAUCAAUUUAAAAAUCUCCAAAAAAAUUUUCUGGUAAUAUAUCUUUGAAGGAAUGUAACACAUUUGCAAUAGGUAAAUACACAAAUUAUUUUUACUUUGCAGAGUCAUCAUUCUAAAAAUAACAAUAAGAAAAUAAAGCUAUAUUUAUUAAAAUUUAUCAUGAAGAGCCUAAAGAAUCUAAAAAUAUAAAGGAUGAGGCUAAGGAACAACUUGUUCUAGUUGGAUAAAUACAAUUAACUUUUGAAAAGGAGGAUAAUUCAGAAAUUGUAUCGAUAAUCACAGAACUCAAUUAAUAAAAAUUAUUGGUAGCAACUCAAACCUAUAUAUUUAUCAUAAAAAUUGGGAAAUUCUGUAUUGAGAAUAGAUUUAAUUACAAUGAAGUGGGAAAUAUUCUUGAUGUUUAAGUUGAUGAAGAUUUAUUAUUUUGUUGUGGAAAUAAUGUUGUAAUUACAAAUAUUCGAUCUGGAAAGAACAUACCAUGUUCAAUCAAAACAACAAACCAGAAUGAAUAACAAAUAGAAAUGGCGGGAGUAUAAGAUCUAUUUUGUACUCUGCUCUAUUAUCGAAAGAAAAAUACAUUAUUUGUAGGUAUGACAAGUGGUAAAUUAAUUGAAUACGAUUUAUUAUACUGCAAUUCUCAAGUCCAUAAUUAACAUUACAAAUAAAUAAUAUACUUAUAAAUUCAUUAAAAACGAUCAUAAUAUGGUUUAUAGGAUUUCUUAGUAUCUGCUGGUAAAGAUUCAUUCAUUCAUUUUUGGCCUCUAACUGUUUAAGACUUAAAAUAAUUAAAGCCUUUGGAACCAAAAAAGGAACUUUAAUUGGAAAAUUAAGAAAUUACAAACCUUUGGUACUUUGAGUAGUAGGACUACUUUAUAUGCUAAAAUUCAAGUGGCUUUUAUCUUGCUGCUUAUAUCGAAGAUAUCUUAUAUUAUUACAAAUUUUCAGAUUAUAAUUCAACAGAUAAAUAUUAUUAUAAUAAUUAGAAAUAAGCCUUUUAUUAACUUAAUUUUUAAUAGUCUAUUUCAAGUGGUCUUUCUGAACCAUUUUAGCUGACUAAAACAAUGGUAUUAUAGGAAGCAGUUAAAGCUCAUUACGAUGAAAAUAAUAAUUAUAAAGCUGAAUUUGUGCUUCUUGACCAUAAUAGAUAAUAAAUUAUAACUGCCGAUGAUGAUGCAAACAUUCUUUUUUGGAAUCUUAAUGGAAAACAUUUAAAUUAAAUUCAACCUUUCAAUAUCGAUUCUUCUUUCAAUAAUAAUCCAUAAUAAGUUUAACUUAACAUAUCAAAUAAAUUUAAUUAACUUAUAUGUUGUUGUUUUGAUUAAGACUAGAAGGAUGAAAAAUAUUUAAUUAGAAUUAUUUUUUUAGAUGAUUUACAAAAACAAUGCUAUUUUAAAAUAUAAUUAACUGGUGGCCAACCAGAAAUAAAAUCAAUGCAAUUCUUAAGUCAAGACUUAAUUUUGAUUUUAACAGAUAGUCUCUCUCACAAUAUAAUUACAUAUUCUAUUGGUGAAAAAAAUAUCAAACAACAAUUUAAAGAUCGCUCAGGUUCAUCAAAUGGAUCAGCAGUUUUGAUACUAGAUUAAGGAUAAACUUAAGAAAGCUUCUUUUUAACUUAUGGAUAAUUUAAUCAACUUACUUAUUAUCAAAAAAUGAAAGACAAGUAUGCUUAAAAAUUCAGAUUUGGUGAAGGUAUCAAAAAGUUUUCUUGUUACGAUGCCGAUAUUAAGAAUUCUAAGUUUAUUUCCAAGGAUGGAAUUGAUUUAAGUAAAAUAUUCGCAUAAAAGAGUGAAUGA
Messenger RNA from Paramecium octaurelia, 9459 nucleotides. The record is from the annotation of a GenBank genome assembly. NCBI's taxonomy places the organism in Eukaryota, Ciliophora, Oligohymenophorea, Peniculida, Parameciidae.